UAUCUGUAUUCUUCAAUCUUUAAGUAAUACUUUAGAAAUGCGUCGAAAUAUAUCACGUUCUUCGCAUCACGAAGAAAAAUCGGAAAAAUCUUCACGAGGCGAAGAGUACGGUGCUUCACGUCCAAAAACAGAAGAAGAGAAGAUGCAACGGAGACGCGAGUGGAUAAUCCAACAAGAACGGGUACGGGAACAUGAACGAUUGAAAAGAAAAAAGAUUUUAGAAUACGAACUUCGACGGGCUCGUGAAAAAGGUUUACCGCCUCCGAAACUUCCAUGUCAUAGUCCCAGUAGAAGUAAAAGCAAAUCUCCACAAAGUCGGCAUAGAAGAUCAUCCACUUGUAGUUCAACAAAAACUCCGGUUCUUUCUGAAAGACUAGAGUCAUCGGAUGGAACAACACCAUUAUUUAAAGGACCAGAAGGAACACAAAUUAGUGCUACAGAGCUACGAAGAAUCAAAGUAGAUAUUCAUAGAAAUAUACCUGGAAAAUCAAAUACCAUGGAUCUUGAAAGGGAUAUUGUCAAUCCUGAAGAUGUGGUGGUGAAAAGGAGAGCGGGAGAAGGAGCUAAACCAAUAUUUGAAAGAGAAGAAAUAAAAGGAUCAGUAACUAGAACAGAAGAAAUUGAAGAACAUCGUACUGUAGUGACUGUAGAUAAUGAAAAUUUAGAAGGCAACUCAAAAAGAUCUAAAAAGCGUUUGACGUCCUUGAGUCCUGUCAGAACCCAAAAUCACAGUCCCCGAUGUACAUCCUCUCGUCACACUAGGCAUGAGGACUCCAGACGUGAUGAUAGGGAAAGUUUCAGAAGUGAUAGGGAAUGACAUCGUAGUAGGGAUAAAAGUAGGGAGUAUAAAGACAGUUGCAGGGAGGAAGAUAGACGACAUGUGCAUUCUCAUAGUCUAGAGGACGAACGUAACAGAAAAGGUCGUCGUGAUCAUUCGCGUUCUAGAGAGAGAGACCAAAGAAAAUGGAACAGAGAUUCUCGUUAUAAAGAUGAAAGGUCUUGUCGAGAGUAUCGAAAGAGAUCGAGAGAACGUUCUGAAGAGAGAAGGAACAGAGAUAGAUCUAGAGAACAAAGAGUUCCACCGCCACAUUAUAUUGAACAAAUUCCUGUUCCUAUUUAUUACGGAAAUUUUCCACCAAGGCCAAUAUUGAUGGGACCUUUGAUCCCAAUUCGUGGGCAAAUGCCUCUCAGAGGUGGUAGACACCCUUCUAUGAUGGCACCAAUACGGCCAUUCCCACCAAGAUUUAUUUCUUCUGACGUAUAUAGAUUACGUCCACCCUCUAAUCCUAGAUUUGGGCCUAUGUUUUAAUGAAACAGUCUGCGAUAAAAUCGUAUACUAAUUAAGGGUUUUCGACAGUACAUCAUUGUAUAGUACCUACACCUUAAUACUUCUGAUAUACCAAAUUUCAAUCUAUUUGAUCACGACGAUAGAUUUUAUUGCGUUUGGUGAUGUAAUAUAUCCAAUUUCGGAUUCAUUUUAUU
Messenger RNA from Dufourea novaeangliae, 1482 nucleotides. It is a transcript of the gene Fem, whose product is annotated as peptidyl-prolyl cis-trans isomerase G-like. The record is from RefSeq and is a predicted model, not a curated record. NCBI's taxonomy places the organism in Eukaryota, Metazoa, Arthropoda, Insecta, Hymenoptera, Halictidae. The transcript has 10 exons.